This is a messenger RNA of Myotis brandtii (Brandt's bat), 474 nucleotides long. RefSeq names its product 60S ribosomal protein L23a. NCBI's taxonomy places the organism in Eukaryota, Metazoa, Chordata, Mammalia, Chiroptera, Vespertilionidae. The coding region runs from base 1 to 450 and encodes 149 amino acids. Gene Ontology annotation, biological process: translation; ribosomal large subunit assembly. Gene Ontology annotation, molecular function: structural constituent of ribosome; rRNA binding. The transcript has a single exon. Gene Ontology annotation, cellular component: ribosome; cytosolic large ribosomal subunit. The record is from RefSeq and is a predicted model, not a curated record.
AUGGCGCCGACUGCCCCUCCCAAAGCCGAAGCCAAAGCAAAGGCUUUGAAGGCAAAGAAAGCAGUGUUGAAAGGCGUCCACAGCCACACAAAAAAGAAGAUCCGCACGUCACCCACUUUCCGACGGCCAAAGACACUAAGGCUCCAGAGGCAGCCUAAAUACCCUCGGAAGAGAGCACCCAGGAGAAACAAGCUUGACCACUAUGCCAUCAUCAAAUUCCCGCUGACCACCGAGUCAGCCAUGAAGAAGAUAGAAGACAACAAUACACUGGUGUUCACUGUGUUCAAGGCCAACAAGGACCAGAUCAAACAGGCUGUGAAGAAGCUCUAUGACAUUGAUGUGGCCAAGGUCAACACCCUGAUCAGGCCUGAUGGCGAGAAGAAGGCAUAUGUUCGACUGGCUCCUGACUAUGAUGCUUUGGAUGUUGCCAACAAAAUUGGAAUCAUCUAAACUGAGUCCAGCUGCCUAAUUCUA